GCUCAGUGUCAGAUAUCAAUACUGUUCACACGAGUUAGCGGCUUAGAAAACUGCCUCAACACACACAAGUGCUUUGCUCCAUAGACCUAUUGAAGAACCAUCUGGAACCUACAUAGAACGUGAACUUGAAUUGUAUACAGAAAUCUGUUUCAAAGAGAUGAAAUUGCGGUUCUAUCAGUGUGUUUUCCUGCUCUUUCUCGGCUGUGCUGUUCCUUACGUGACUUCUUUGGAAGACGUACUGACUGAAACAAACUUUGAAAACUUUUUGGAGCCUUUAUCAGAUUUGUUUAGUGUGAAAGAUGCAUCUGGGCCUCAAGUUAGAUUCUCUCUACGCAAACCAAACGAGCCGGAUGAUGACACCUGCUACCUUGUGCCUGGCAAACCUGAGUCCCUGUCCGAGUGCACUUUCAACUCAACCGCCAAAACCUUUCUGGUGAUUCAUGGAUGGACGGUUAGCGGCUUGUUUGAGAGUUGGGUGGCGAAGAUGGUGUCUGCUCUUUAUGAUCGAGAGGAAAAGGCCAAUGUCAUAGUAGUGGACUGGCUGGACACAGCCCAGAAUCACUAUGUCAUUGCUGCCCAGAACACCAAGAGCGUCGGACAGGACAUUGCACGCUUUAUUGACUGGAUGGAGGAGACAACAAAUAUUCCACUAGAGAACUUUCACCUCAUUGGCUACAGUCUUGGUGCUCAUGUUGCUGGAUUUGCAGGAAGUCAUACGUCCAACAAGGUCGGACGCAUUACUGGACUUGACCCUGCGGGGCCAGAUUUCGAGGGCGCCCAUGCCCACAGACGUCUCUCGCCCGACGAUGCCCGUUUCGUUGACGUGGUCCACACAUUCUCUCGGGAGGCACUAGGGCUGAGCAUUGGCAUUGAGCAGCCUGUGGGACACGUUGACAUCUACCCCAAUGGAGGAUCCUAUCAGCCCGGCUGCAACCUGCGAGGAGCCUUGGAGAGGAUUGCAAACCUGGGCAUACUUGCCAUGACCGAGGCGCUGAAGUGUGAGCACGAGAGGUCCAUCCACCUCUUCAUCGACUCCCUUCUGAACGAGCAGGAGGCCGGCACCGCAUACCGCUGUGGAAGCAGUGAGAUGUUCGACCGCGGGAUGUGCCUCAAGUGCCGUAAACACGGCUGCAGCCCAGUAGGCUACGCUGCCAGCAAGGUCCGCAAAGCCCGCAACGUCAAAAUGUUCACAAAGACCCGUGACUCCAUGCCUUUCAGAGUGUACCACUAUCAGCUGAAAAUUCACUUCUCAAGCAAGGUCAACGGAUCUGAGAUGGACCCUCCCCUCACCGUUUCCCUCCAUGGCACUAAAGGAGAUGCAGAGAACCUUCCCCUUAAUGUGGGGGAGAAGAUCCUUGCCAAUAAGACGCACUCGUUUCUCCUGCUGACCGAGCAGGACAUUGGGGAUCUGCUAACGCUCAAGUUCAAGCGGGGGGAUUCCAACAGCUGGUCCGCAUCCUCCCUGCUCCAGAUGCUGACAUCCUGGUGGUCUGGUGGUGGUGACGCCGCCGACGCCCCCAGCGUAGAUGUCCAUAAAAUACGCAUCAGAGUCGGGGAGACACAGAAGAAGAUCGUUCUGUGCUUGCAAGAUCCAAAAGCUGGUGACACCACACAGGACCUGACUUUUGUGAAAUGUAAAGAUGCAUGGAAAAAUCCAUCACGAAGGAAGAGUACCAUCAAUAGCUCCUGAAAAGAGGAUUCACAUGUUUCAAGAGAUGGUCAAAAAUAAUUUAUGGUGUUAUUUAUUUUUUUAUAUUGCAAAACAUUAAUGUAUGCACACUCUGACAUUUAAAUCCCACGGUUUUGUGUACAGAAUGUGUGAUUUUUACUAUUUAAAACAUUUUUUUACUUUAAGCACAUCCUGUGACAUAUGGCCAGGUACAAUGAGAAUGUAUCGCUUUAAAUGAAAUACGUUUCAUACAAAUUCGUAGUUAUUUCAAGUACGUAGAUCAUGAAUGCGCUUGAAGUAUACAUAACCAAAUUACAAUGAAAAUGUGAUGUACAUGUUUGUAAUGCCGUUUUGUUUUUUAAAGGUUUAAAAAAAAAUACAUUAUUGCCGUUUUUAACUAUUUUUGUAGCAUUUGUUAGGCAUUUUGUUAUGAAAUUACGUAAUUAUAUAAAAGCACUUAUGCAGGAACUAGAAAAUAAAUGUAAAUCUUGCAAAUCAAACACUAGGAAAUGAUUCAGUGCACUUACUAGUUUUAGGAUAUCCGUUAAAUCUAGCAGUAUUGCUCUAAAACGUCUUGCGCUUGAUUGCUCUAAAAAUGAUCUAAUUUUCAGAAAGCAAACCAGAAUAAUUUGGUAAAUUACUUCAUUGGUGCAAAAAUCAUAUGCCGGUUUUACAGAGACAUGGCUGACUGGUUAAUGUCAAGUUUUUUGAGUUGCCCCCACUGAUGAUCAAGCAUCAAGUCGUAUCACUGUAAUCUCAUGAUGUACACUUGUUGUGUUAAGUUGAAGGUGAAGAUUGUGCACAUCCCAAGAAAAGGUGCAGGACAAAAGCUGACUGUAGUUUCAAAGUGAGAGGUCAGCACACUUAAAAUCCUUUUUGUUUUCUUGUAUUAUUUCAUGGCUGGAUUACGUUUCGACUGUGAAGUCGAAACGUAAUCCAGCCAUGAAAUACUACAAGAAAACAAAAAUGAUUUUAAGUGUGCGGACCUCUCACUUUGAAACGCUUGUUAUGUUAAAGCAUCACAUCGUGAAAUGAGUUGGAACGUGGUUGUUGACAGCACAUUGCUUUCCAUUGUCUCCAUCAAUUGUUCCAGCACUGUAACCACUAAUUGUAUUCAGUGGACAGAACAUGCAUUGCACUUUAUAAAACCUAAGCGUAUGUUACAACAACUAUUUAUAUAUUACUUCCUUUUUAUUAUUUAAGAGGGUCAAUAUCCAGUUGGUAACUGGCUUUACAUGGUACAGGUUGUUAUUGCAUAUUGUGUUAUUGUAUAUAUUUUUUAUUUUUUGUGUUGUCUAUAAGCUUCAGAAUAUGAAGACAUUUAUGACUUUGGUGUACAUAUAAACUCUGUAAAUAAAACAUAUACUGUUAAUAAACUAACUUUUCUGAAUCUAAGUUUAAA
Engraulis encrasicolus (European anchovy) is the source of this 3071-nucleotide messenger RNA. RefSeq names its product lipoprotein lipase (gene lpl2a). The coding region runs from base 158 to 1690 and encodes 510 amino acids. The record is from RefSeq and is a predicted model, not a curated record. Gene Ontology annotation, biological process: triglyceride catabolic process; very-low-density lipoprotein particle remodeling; fatty acid biosynthetic process. Gene Ontology annotation, molecular function: apolipoprotein binding; lipoprotein lipase activity. NCBI's taxonomy places the organism in Eukaryota, Metazoa, Chordata, Actinopteri, Clupeiformes, Engraulidae. The transcript has 10 exons.